GAUCUGCCUAACCUGUUCGUACAUAUCAAUUUAAGGAAACGCAAUGGAUGACUUCUAUAAUGAUUCCUUUGGUGACCAGUGUCUCAUGGAAUUGGACAUAAUCAAUGCUGUAUCAACAGGAACUGACACUGUCAGUGAACCAGUUUCACCGGCUAAGAAUAUUACAGUGAACAAUCGAUUGCCAGUGGAGAAUACACCGUCAAUACCAAAGAUACCUGACCAUUUCAUUGAUUUCCCUUAUCCUAAACCUUACACUCAACAAUUAGAAUUGAUGCAAACUGUAUAUAAAACACUUGAAACAACUUCUUGUGGUGUAUUUGAAAGUCCUACUGGUACUGGUAAAUCACUCAGUCUGUUAACAGCAUCACUACGUUGGCUAUUAGAUUAUAAUGCAAAACAGUUAUUGCGUUUAGAUCACCUUCAAAGUCAAAUAAAAUCAAUGACAACUUCAAAUGAGAAUAACAAAGAGAAUAAUAAUACAACUGUUGAUGAUUGGAUAAAAGAUUUUGAAGUAAAUCGUCAAUUGAAACGACAGAUUGAACCACAAAUUGAAGAUCUCAUAGUCUACCAGUCUAGUUUACAGUUGAUUGAGAAAAUCAAACUAACCAAGACUCCGUCUUCAUCAUUGUCAACCUUACAACUUACUGAUUCUCCAUCGAAAGUUAAAAAACUAGAAAGUACUUCUGAAACUGUUGACGUUGAAAAGUUGGAGAAUUUUAUCAAAGUGACUAGCGAAGAGGAUUGUGAUGCUGUAGACGCUGAUGAUGAUCUAUUUCUGUGUGAACAGAAACCAGAAGUAGAACAAUUUCAAUUACUUGAAGACAUAGAUGAGUUGAACGCCAAUGAAAAUGAAUUUGACCAGUAUUCCAAAAACAAACAGCAGCCAGACAACGGUUUACUCCGUAUCAUUUAUUGUAGUCGUACACAUUCACAAUUGGGACAAAUUGCUAAAGAAUUUAAUAAAUGUAAAACUCUGUUUGAUAAAGUCACAAUGAUUCAGCUAUCAUCAAGAUAUUUAUUAUGUACAAAUAAACAAGUCUAUGAAUUAAAACAUUCUGAUUUAAUAAAUAUCGCGUGCCUUGAAUUAAAUCGGCCGCGUAAUCGUGAUGAAAAACAAAUUAAAAAAUUCAAGUGUCCAAUGCGUAAUUUAUCCGCCGUAAAUAAUUUAGCUAAUUAUUUGUUAGUAGGCAGCAAUUCAGCUAUGGAUGUAACCAGCAUUAUAAGAAAUAAUCAAGAGACUAAGCCUUCUCGUACAUUGAAACCCAUGAACAGUAAUAAGAAUUCUCUGAAUAAUCACCGUAAAGGCGAUACAGAAGAUUUGCAGCCGUUAGAUUUUCAUAUCGGUUGUCCAUAUUAUGCUAAUCGUAAGGGUAUACCGUUGGCUCAGUUAAUUUUAGUCCCAUAUUCCUUGUUAUUACAGUCAUCAAGUCGUUCAACGUCUGGUUUAAAAUUGAAAAAUUCAAUUAUCAUUAUUGAUGAAGCUCAUAAUCUGUUAGAUGCAAUGGCAUCAUCAAUGUCAGUGAAUUUACUGCUGAUAAAUGAUCUGUACAGAUUAGAAGAGCUGUUCACUGAUUAUUUAAAUUAUUAUCGUUCACGAUUGUCAACAUUUCUAGCCUUAAGAUUACGUCAAAUGAAACACUUUGUACACCAAUUAAAGGCAUACUUAAACAAUAUACAUAAAAAUAUGCUGAAAACAUCAAUGUCUGCAGAUUCCUCCGUGAUGACUUCAUCUAACAAUAUUAUCAUUAAAACGGUGAAUCAGUUAUAUUCAGAAUCGAAUUUAGAUAAUAUAAAUGUGAGUGAAUUUACUGACUGUUUAGAAUAUCAACAUUUUAUUAUGAAAUUGAUUGGUUUCUCGAAAUGGUCAAAUAGACGAAUAAAACAGACGAAUUCUUCAUCAGAGAAUAUGUCUAUUCAGCAGAGGACAACAUCGAAUUCACAGCUGACUAAUAUUUUAGCUAGUAUGAAACGAAAAUAUACUGGUGAUGAUAAAAGCGAACUGGAGGAUGUCAAUCAAGUUAAUAUUGCGAAUAAAAGAUGUAAAAUGGAUAUCGAGAAAUCUGAAGGAAUUGGUUCUAGUUUAUUUAAAUUCCAUAGAUUUCUUCAGGCUUUAGCCCAAUGUGAAGAAGAUGCACGUAUAGUUAUUGAAUUAGUCAAGAAUUCAACAAAGGCUGAUGAUAUAACAACAUCUGAGUCUGGUCUGCCUACUUCAUCGAAUGUCAAUAUUACGAAAGAUAAUCAAGAUUUAUGCAUCAGUGUAAUAUUUUUAAAUCCUGGAAGGUAUUUAAAAGAAUUAGUACAAGAAGCAAGAUGUGUUCUUCUAGUAGGUGGUACAAUGCAACCCUUUGCUGAAGCCAUUGAACAAAUCUUUCUACCAGCUGGUAAACUAACCAGUCAAAUAGUCACCUUUUCAUGUGAUCAUGUGAUUGACGCUAAAACGCAAUUGGCUGUUUAUCCCUUAGGCGAAAACUAUCAUACUGACGGGAAAGUACUGUCUUUAGAUUUUACAUAUCAGAAACGUUCCAAUCCCAAGAUGAUGGAUGCAUGUGGUAAUAUCAUUUUACAGAUAUGCCAAGAACUACCAGCCGGGAUUGUUGUCUUUACUCCUUCCUAUGAGUAUCAGUCAAUUUUAUAUCAACAUUGGGAGACUACAGGUUUAUUAAACAAGCUAACAAAGUAUAAAAGUUUAUUUCAUGAACCAAAAUCAACUGCAAAUUUAGAUCAGAUCAUGCAAGCAUAUGGUGUAGCAGCUAAACAAAAACUUCAGCAUAGACAAGGAGCUCUUUUGUUAUGUGUAAUCGGAGGGAAAUUGAGUGAAGGGAUAAAUUUCACCGAUGACUUGGCUCGAGUGGUAGUCAUUAUUGGUAUGCCGUAUGCAAAUCCUCAAUCACCGAUAUUACGAGAAAAAAUGGCUUAUUUAGAUCGCCAUUUCUCCGAUAAACCGUCGUCUGGUAUUCUACAACAACCGAUUCAAAAUCCAGGUCGACGUUAUUACGAGGCAAUGUGUAUGCGUUCAAUAAACCAGGCUAUCGGUCGUUCUGUACGACAUGCUAAAGACUAUGCUGUUGUCUUUUUAUUAGACAGUAGAUAUUAUCGUCCAACGGUUCAAUCACAGUUACCUAAAUGGGUUCAACAAGGUGUUAUUCGACGAACAGAUGAUAGUAAAAACUCAACAACUUCAUCGUUAUCAAAUCAGAAUAAAUACUUGAAUUUGUCUGAAGCCUUAGCCAAUGCUAAAAAAUUCUUUGAGCUUAAUAGAGAGCGUUUUAAAGAAGAUGUUGAACUCUAAGACUUUGAGAUUACCUCUUGGAUUUUUCUGUCAUUUUUGACUUUAUUUGUAGAACUUUUUAUACUAUUAUUCUUUUCUCUGAUAAACGUUGUCUUUUUGUCUUUUAUGCAUUUGACAAGCAGCAUUUCUCAGGAAGAAUUUAUUCACUGACUGUGAUCAGAUAGAUUUUGUUUUUCCUAUUUCUUCUAUACUUGCAUUUACUUUGCAUAUGAAUGAUUAGUAUUUUUUCAGAUUUAACAGAAAAAGAAACAAUGUACAUUUCUUCUUCAUUGUGUUUGUCACUGUUAUUACGGAUGAGGCUAUCUGAGAUAUUUUUGUGUUAGUAGAUUGUACUCGUACUAUUACACACUCUUUAUGCAUGUCUGACGUUGUGAUGUGACAUGUUAUGCGAAUAGACGUGAAUGUGACUUAUAUUGACUUUCAUUCUGGUCAGUCAUGAGUACUGAUGUAAAAGGCGAAAUUCGGCAAAUAUUGGGAACUUGGUCAGUAUAAUUUGGUGAACACAAAGAAGACUGGAC
Messenger RNA from Trichobilharzia szidati, 3807 nucleotides. NCBI's taxonomy places the organism in Eukaryota, Metazoa, Platyhelminthes, Trematoda, Strigeidida, Schistosomatidae. The record is from the annotation of a GenBank genome assembly.